Molecule: messenger RNA, 3471 nt
Organism: Triplophysa rosa
Lineage: Eukaryota; Metazoa; Chordata; Actinopteri; Cypriniformes; Nemacheilidae
Gene: tyw5
Product: tRNA-yW synthesizing protein 5
Exons: 8
Coding region: 31-1002 (323 amino acids)
Biological process (GO): wybutosine biosynthetic process
Molecular function (GO): tRNA binding; 2-oxoglutarate-dependent dioxygenase activity
Source: RefSeq, a predicted model, not a curated record
AAAUACAGAGGAAACUUCAGACUGUUAGACAUGGACUGUCAAGAGAAGCAGGAGGUGCCCGUCUACACCGAUGUGGACACAGAAACUUUUGCGAGGGACAUAUAUCCACUGCGCAGACCCGCGGUUCUGAAGCGCGUGCCCCUGGGACCCUGCCUGAACGCGUGGACAGUGAGUUACCUCGCUGAGAAAGGGGGAGACCGCGAGGUCAAAGUGCACGUUUGCCCUGAACCAAGAAUGGACUUUCUGCAUAAAAACUUUGUUUACAGGACUCUUCCAUUUGAUAGGUUUGUUCAAAGGGCUGCAGAAGCAAAACACUCAGAGUUCUUCAUUAGUGAGGAUGAAUGCUAUUACUUGCGUUCACUUGGAGAAGAUGCACGUAAGGAACCUGCUGAUUUAAGGAAGCAGUUCCCUGAGCUGGCAGAAGACUUUCAAAUCCCUCAGCUCUUUAAACCUGAGCAGUUUUUCUCUAGUGUCUUUCGUAUCAGUUCACCUGGUCUGCAGCUGUGGACACAUUAUGAUGUAAUGGAUAACCUGCUUGCUCAGGUUACAGGACGAAAGCGUGUUGUCCUCUUUAGCCCAAAAGAUGCCAUUCAUCUCUACCUCACAGGGGAUAAGUCUGAAAUUUUGGAUAUUGACACUCCCGAUCUGCAAUGUUAUCCUGAGUUUGUAAAAGCAUGUCGCUUUGAAUGCGUUCUAGAACCUGGAGACCUGCUCUUCAUUCCAGCUCUUUGGUUUCAUAAUACCCUGGCUCUGGAGUUUGGUGUUGGUAUCAAUGUGUUCUGGAGGCAUCUGCCAACUGACCAUUAUGACAAGAAAGAUCCAUAUGGAAACAAAGACCCAGUAGCGGCUACACGAGCACUGCAGGCAUUGGAGCGGACUCUAGGCAUCUUGGAAGAACUUCCGAGUGAUUAUCGUGAUUUCUAUGCCCGUCGUAUGGUGCUGCGGAUUCAAAGCCGGGCUUACUGUAUGCAGGAAGCACAAGGACAUUUAGACACAACAUAGUUCUCUUACUUAUUCUGAUAUGAGAGAAAGACAUUGAAUACUUUUCUUAUCAUCCUUAAAGGGUAACUCCGACGAAAAAUGAAAAUUCUGCCAUUAAUUACUCACCCUCAAGUACUUUAACAUCUGUGUGACGCUUUUCCCCAGAACGCAAAUGAAGGUAGUUUUGGAAGCUUUCUCACUCCUCCUUAGAUUGCAACGCAACCAAUCUUCAAAGCGCUGAAAGUACGUAAAAUUAAAGACGUAACUAAACGUAACUAAAGACAUCGUAAAAUUGUCCACGCGACUCCGGUGGUUCAGUAUAAAUUAACAUAAUGCGACAAGGAUACUUUUUGUGCGCAAACGAACAAAACUAAAGACUAUUCAAAAACUUCCUGAUUUGAGUGUUAGUUUCCAGUGCGCGUUCCCGAGAGCCACAUGACAGUGCAUCUGGUGUCAGCAUCACUCGACGCAUGCACGUUCUGAUCUAGAGCCUGUGUUUUCAGAAUGCGCAUGCGUCGAGCGAUGCUGACACCAGAUGCACUGUCAUGUGGCUCAUGUGUUGGUUGCGUUGCAAUCUAAGGAGGAGUCAGAAAGCUUCCAAAACUACCUUAAUUCGCGUUUUUAGGAAAAAUGGAGGUCAUACAGAUGUUAAAGUACUUGAGGGUGAGUAAUUAAUGGCAGAAUUUUCAUUUUUCGUCAGAGUUACCCUUUAAAUUAGGUGAAAAUGUCUUGAAUGACGUCAUUUCAUUAAUUGAAUUAUGCAUCUGCUGAUGUUAAGCCAGACACUAACUAUUUAUUUGUACACUGGUAUGAAUGUCAACUAAUCAAAUGUACAGAAGUGCAGCAGCACUGGGGUAUAUACAUACAACCUAAUUAAAAUAAAACCAAUGUGAUUUCUCAGGGCAGGGACUUGCACAUUUCACUGUCAAGAGAAAGAAAAAAAAAUUGGCUGCAGUUCUGUAUAACUUUCAUUUUGUCUGCAGUGGUAAAACAUUACGUCCUCUUUUGGUCGCAAAAUUACAAAAAGAGCAAUUUGAAAGCAUGGCACAUUCUGCUUGUGUGGUUGGAUGAUGUCUCUCUGUGCUGAGCUGCAUGAAGUAAAGCACACAUAUUGGUACCUUUAGUUAAAAUGUUAACAAAAAACUUUGCUCUCAUAGAUAUCAAACAAUUUCAAACAUGCAGUUUAAUCAAAAACAAAUGUUUAUUAAAAAUGUACCUUCAUAUACAGUUAUAGGCAGGACCUUGAUUUUGUGUUUUUGUGUUCGUAAACCAUUUACAUUUAUACAUUACAUUUAUUCAUUUGGCAGACGCUUUUAUCCAAAGCCACUUACAAAUAGAGCACAAAAACAUUUUGUCAACACGCUAAACAGUUUAUUUAACCACCGUGUUAAUUUUGUACUUCUGUUUUUUUGCCGUAAGUUCCAUCCACAAUCCAUUUUAAGCUUUCUGGCAGAGACAGUCAGGUGUUCAUUUGAUAUUUGUUGAUAUUUUAUUAGAGAGUCUACAAUUCUCCGCACUCUUAACAAGACCAUCUGACAGAAAAAUAGCCCUGAAACAAUAAAGACCAACAUGUUAACCAUAUGAAGCAUGAGAUACUUUUCGAUAUGGCUGCUCUAGAACCCAUUUCAUGCUAAUUCAUAACAUCGUAACAUUGCCCUAAAGGUGGAAAUUGGGAUUUUUGCUGCUGAUCACAGUUUUUUUAUAUAUAAAUUUAAGACAUUCAAAUUGUUUUAUAUCCAUGUUUUUUGUUACGUUUGGGUAGGAUGAAAAGAUUAAGCAAAGACCUUAUUAUGAUAGCCGCCUUUGUUGAUAUUUAACAAACAUGCCAGUAGCCUAUUAUUCAACAAACAUGCCAAUAUUAUAUAAAUAUUAGUAUAUUGGGUUUCAUACUACAUAAUGUAUUUAAAAGGAAAAAUGCAAAAAAGUAUACCAAUAAGAAAAAACAUAUUAUUCCAAGGAUUAAACAGCCUGUUUUAGUUCUUUUUAUUACAUAAUUAUAGGCAUGUGUGUACUGUAUAUGUAAAAUUAAAGAAUAAAACAAAACAGGAAGUAAUACUUGUUUUGUUGUAUGAUAUACCUUGGGCCCAUUUCAGAAAGGAGGUUUAGUGAAAACUCUUGAGUACGGUUUUCCGUUUCAGAGUAUGAGGUAUGUCAAAUCAGAGAAUGCGGGGUAACUCAAGCCCCUUUCUAAAAGAGAGGUAACUUAUGCUCAGAGUCAGUAACUAUAGUAACUUACUCUGUGAACCUAACCUGGUCUGGGUUUUCUUUGGUAAACCCAGAGUUUCUUUCGAUCUCCUCCCCCUUUUUAAAGCGCAAGUGGUCAUUCAUUCAUUAAUGCAGUCAUUCAUGGCACACAUUUUGAUCACACAGACACCAUCUCAGUGACUAAAAUGUCAUUUGUGUUUUUAUAGUGGAUCCUGUGUGAAGAGGGCAUUGAUUCAAAGGGAUGUACUUUGAUUUCAGGAGAGCAAUUUAGGACCCGAGUGGAAU